Molecule: messenger RNA, 2076 nt
Organism: Penicillium canescens
Lineage: Eukaryota; Fungi; Ascomycota; Eurotiomycetes; Eurotiales; Aspergillaceae
Exons: 4
Coding region: 1-2076 (691 amino acids)
Biological process (GO): Mo-molybdopterin cofactor biosynthetic process; molybdenum incorporation into molybdenum-molybdopterin complex
Cellular component (GO): cytosol; cytoplasm
Molecular function (GO): molybdopterin molybdotransferase activity
Source: RefSeq, a predicted model, not a curated record
AUGGAAUCAAAUCAAAAGGCUGCCAUUCUAAUCAUCUCCGAUACGGCAUUCAAGGAUCCCACUUUAGACCGCACAGCUGGGGUUCUUGCGCCCAUUUUCGCCAGGGAGGGUAAAUGGGAACCCCCUGCAGUUCGCAUCGUUCCGAACAAUGUUUCCAAAAUCCAGCAAGCAGUUUGCGACUGGUCUGAUGGCUCCUAUUGGUAUGAUCUGAUUUUGCUUAGUUCUACGACAGGCUUCGGAGUCAAAGACAAUACCCCUGAGGCUAUAACUACCUUGAUUCAUCGCCAUGUCCCGAAUCUACUCCAUGGCAUGGUCGCCGAGACUUUGAAACUUACUCCAUUCACAAAGAUGGCAAGACCGUUUGGUGGUAUCCGUGAGAAGUCAUUGAUUAUCACUUUACCAGGAUACCCCAUAGGAGCCAUGGAGAGGCUUGAAGCAGUUCUGAAACUCCUCCCUCAUGCCUUCCUGCAGAACUCGCGCUUCUUACAUACUAGUGGUGUGAAGAGAGUACAUAAUAAAGCCGGUGUCACUAUUAGCCCUCAACUUCAACACCAUCACCAACAUGCCCAUGGCCAUGGCAUCCAGAAAGAACACAUAUCUCCACCAGACAAGUCCCAAUCCAACCCCAAAGGCGCCACCGAGGGCGCCGAUCAGCGCUGCCACAGUUAUGCCCGUCCCGCGGUCUCCGUAGAGGAAGCACUCCGCAUAAUUAGCGAGCGAACCCCUGCAUCCACUGUGGUUGAUACGCCAGUGACCACUUCCAUUAUCGGCUCAGUUAUUGCCGAAGACGUCUACGCCGCCGAGAUGGUACCAGCAUACCGUUCCAGCAGCAUCGAUGGCUACGCUAUCACUGCUGAAGAAGGCAAAUCCACUAAAGGCGUUUUCCUUCUAGCGUCAUUCGCUCACGCCAAGGUGAGCGGAGCCUUAGAGCCCCUACAACCAAGAACCGCUGCUAGAGUUACCAUCGGCGCGCCCCUCCCUCCUAAUGCCAACGCUGUAGUUAUGGUCGAGGACACAGCCUCUUCAACUAUAGAUGGCCAAGAAGAAGCAAGCGUCGAAAUCCUGGCCGAUGAUAUCGUCCCAGGUGAAAACGUCCGCGAGCCCGGUAGCGACAUUGGCCUUAACUCAAAGAUCCUCGCUCGUGGAGAUCUCAUCUCCCCGGCCGAAAUAAGUCUGCUUGCUGCCACGGGCACCCGAAUUGUCAAGAUAUUUAAGAAGCCCCGGGUGGGCGUCCUCAGUAUCGGUGACGAGCUCGUGGAGUAUUCCGACCCCUGCACCCUUGUCGGUGGCCAGAUCCGCGAUUCCAAUCGUCCAUCCCUCUUAUCCUGCCUAGCCUCCUGGGGGUUUGAGACCGUGGAUCUUGGUAUCGCCCGCGGCCCAUCGUCUAGUCUCGAACACAGUCUACAUUCCUCCUUACGCGGCGUAGGCCGUGUAUCCUCCAGCGUUGACGUGCUCGUGACCACUGGCGGCGUAUCCAUGAACAAUAUAAACUACAACACUAUCAUUGAGCUCUCGCUCGGUGGCACCAUUCACUUCGACCGUGUCUUUAUGAAGCCCGGCAUGAGCACUACCUUCGCGACGGUACCCCUCAAUGCUACCGAGACUGACGCAGCUGCCAAAGAUGCCCAGCAGGAACACAUCUCAAAGCUAAUAUUCUCGCUCCCCGAAACGCCCUCCUCGGCGCUGCUCACCCUAAACCUCUUCGUCCUGUCUUCCCUGCACAAACUUGCCGGCCUAGGCGAGAGCUCCCAGGCUAUUGUCACUAAACCGUGGAUUCCGCCACAGCUAGGACUACCUCGUGUCGCUGUCGUUCUGACCCACCACUUCCAUCUCGACCCCAAACGCACCGAGUACCACCGUGCUGUCGUGACGGGCUCUCGCUCGGACGGCCGACUAUAUGCUACGAGCAUUGGUGUUGAUGCUAUAGGCCAGCCCAGCCCGCGUAUAGGCAGCCUUGCCAAAGCCAAUGCUUUAGUUGUGCUCCGUCCAGGACGGGGGGUCGGGAUCAAGGGUGAGAUCGUGGAGGCGCUGAUGAUGGGCCCUAUUCAUGGCUCGGAUACCCGGAUCAUUUGCUAA